AUGAAGAUUCUCAUCUUCCCACAAUACAGCAUACCAGUCGAGUGUUCCAUUACACCACCGUCCUUUUCUUUUCCUUUUCCUUUUUCCUUCCUCCCUUCCCAACGCUCUUUGGAACCCUGCCCCCGAGGACCUCCUUCUCCCAGUCCGGCGGAAUCUGACAAUCUGAUUAUGCGUCUCCUUUUGAGCCUGGGCCUCGUCCUUGGUGGCCUCACGACUCUCAUGUACAUGUUAGAAUCACACCUCCCCAAAUUCUACCUCUUCACUCCCUCAGAACUACACUCGUUAUCCCUAGAAUCCCUCUCCCUUCAUGGAAACGACACGAGUGCGGUGGUUUCUCACAUCGUCUCUUCUCUCGCGUCAAAGCAUCCCGCACACGUGAACUUGGACGAAGAGUGGAUGUUCAAUAAUGCAGGAGGCGCCAUGGGUGCCAUGUACAUUAUUCACGCCUCUAUUACAGAGUAUUUGAUCAUCUUUGGCACAGCGGUUGGGACAGAGGGCCACACGGGCCGUCACACCGCCGACGAUUAUUUUCACAUUUUGAAGGGCGAGCAAGUGGCGUACGCGCCGGGCAAGGGCGUGUACGAGCCUGAGAGAUAUCCACAAGGUAGCGUUCAUCAUUUGAAGAGGGGCGAGGUCAAACAGUACAAGAUGGGGUCGAGUUGCUUUGCGCUGGAGUAUGCGAGGGGAUGGAUUCCGCCGAUGCUAUUCUUUGGCUAUGCCGACACCCUUUCGAGUACAUUGGACUUUCCAACUUUGUGGAGGACUACCUGGGUUACGGGACGGGAGAUGUUGGGAAACUUGGCAGUUGGCAAGUUGUAA
Plenodomus lingam JN3 is the source of this 819-nucleotide messenger RNA. The record is from RefSeq and is a predicted model, not a curated record. Lineage: Eukaryota; Fungi; Ascomycota; Dothideomycetes; Pleosporales; Leptosphaeriaceae.